Thyridium curvatum is the source of this 921-nucleotide messenger RNA. RefSeq lists its product as uncharacterized. Gene Ontology annotation, biological process: triglyceride catabolic process; phosphatidic acid biosynthetic process. NCBI's taxonomy places the organism in Eukaryota, Fungi, Ascomycota, Sordariomycetes, Thyridiales, Thyridiaceae. Bases 1 to 921 code for a protein of 306 amino acids. Gene Ontology annotation, molecular function: triacylglycerol lipase activity; acylglycerone-phosphate reductase (NADP+) activity. The transcript has 4 exons. Gene Ontology annotation, cellular component: endoplasmic reticulum; lipid droplet. The record is from RefSeq and is a predicted model, not a curated record.
AUGGGACCCCAACCGGGCCAAAAGACAGUCCUCAUCACUGGGCGCGCCAAAUCCGAUAGGUGCACGCCCGGAGGCAUCGGCCAUGCCUUGGCUGUGGAGUUCCAUGAAAAGGGCCUGCACGUCAUCGCCACGGCCCGCAGGGUCGAGGUCGUCGAGGAGCUCGCGAGCAAGGGCAUGACGGCCCUCGAGCUCGACGUCACCAAGGCCGAGAGCAUCGCCAAGUGCAAGGCCGAGGUCGCCGAGCUGACGGGCGGCAGGCUCGACAUCCUCGUCAACAACGCCGGCCGCACCCACACGCACCCGGCCACAGACAUCGACCUGGACGACGUCCGCACCACCUUUGAGACCAACGUCUUUGGCGUCAUGGCCAUGUGCCAGGCCUUUGUGCCCCUGCUCAUCCCGGCCAAGGGCCUCAUCAUCAACAUCGCCUCGCUGGCCGCCGUCACGCCCUACGCCUUCGGCUCCGUCUACUGCGCGACCAAGGGCGCCGUGGCCUCGUACUCGCGCUGCCUGCGCAUCGAGCUGCGCGCCUACGGCGUGCGCGUCCUCGUCGCCAUGACGGGCACCGUCAAGUCCAUGACGGCGAGCCACUUCCACCGCACCCUGCCCGAGGGCAGCCUGUACGAGCGCGUGCGCGACGUGUUCGAGCGCCGCCUGACCUGGAGCCAGAACAACGCCACCGUGCCCACGUCGGCGUACGCGCGCAAGCUGGUCGCCGCGGCGCUGAGGCCCGAGCGGCCCGGCUGGAUGCGCGCGUGGCUCGGCCGCCCGGACUGGUUCUGGGCCGGCGGCAUGGCGAGCACGGUCUGGCUCGGGUCCUGGCUCGGCGAGUGGAUCGUCGACAUGGUGUGCUGGCGCAUGUUUGGGCUGUGGAGGCUGCAGGAGAUCCUGCAGAGGGAGGAGGCCAAGAGGAUUGCUUGA